Theobroma umbraticum is the source of this 1446-nucleotide messenger RNA. Its product is annotated as putative F-box protein At4g22030. Lineage: Eukaryota; Viridiplantae; Streptophyta; Magnoliopsida; Malvales; Malvaceae. The record is from RefSeq and is a predicted model, not a curated record.
CUUAACUUCCUGAUUUCCUCCAACAGACGCUUCUUACAGAUUAAGAAACAGAAGAGAUCUUAAAGAAAGAACGCCGUCACAUGGCUUCUUUACAGGCUUCUAAUUUUGUGCUGUCUUCUUCUUCAAAGCAAAUCUAUGCUGCUAUAUCUGUCCCUAAGCUUCCGUCGAUCCGGCUUUCAGUUCCAAAAGUACCAACCAGAGUGUUGUCUGAUGAAUUGAAUACAAGGGAUGGGUUCAUCAACACAAUCCCAGAUGAAAAGAAUGUCACUAGGACAUCAUUGGUUCAAGAAAGCUCGUCCGUUUCAAUGGCUACCGUUCAGCUUUAUGCUAUCUUAGAGGCUGUUGCUGAUAGAGUGGAGAUGCACAGCAACAUCGGCGAUCAACGCGAAAACUGGAAUACCCUCCUGCUUAAUUCCAUUAACAUGAUCACUCUCACUGCCGCAACCAUGGCCGGCGUUACAGCAACAGGCGGAGCUGGGGUUUCUAUUUUGGGUUUGAAGUUGGCAUCCACUCUCUUGUUCUCCGCAGCCACGGGAAUGUUGGUUAUGAUGAACAAGAUCCAACCCUCACAACUUGUGGAAGAGCAACGUAACGCAACGAGAUUUUUUAAGCAGCUUCAGAGCCAAAUACAAACCUUACUCGCUGUUGGUUCUCCAAGCAAAGAUGACGUGAAAGAUGCUAUGAAGAAAGUCUUGGCCCUUGAUAAAGCUUACCCUCUUCCCUUGCUUGGUGUAAUGCUUGAAAAAUUCCCAGAAAGUUUAAAGCCUGCUGUUUGGUGGCCUACAAACCAGUCUCCAAAAACAAACAAAUCAAAAGAAGCAAAGCACUUCAAUGGAAAGGUGGAUAACAAUGGAUGGACCGAAGAGCUAGAAACAGAAAUGAGAGAAAUCGUUGAGGUGAUUAAGAGAAAAGACAGCGAAGAUUAUGAGAGACUAGGCAACAAGGCGUUGAAGCUCAACAAAGUUUUAGCUAAAACAGGGCCAUUACUAACUGGAAUUGCAGCUCUAGGGUCUGCCUUCAUGGGGUCUUCCCAUGGGCCCUGGGCAGCAAUAGUGGCGGCUGUUGCAGGAUCUUUAGCUUCAGCUGUCAACACUUUUGAGCACGGUAGCCAAGUUGGUAUGGUGUUUGAGAUGUACAGAAACAAUGCCGGCUUCUUCAAACUCGUGCAGGAAUCAAUCGAAUCAAACCUCGACGAAAAUGAUGUGGAGAAAAGAGAGAAUGGGGAGUUGUUGGAAAUGAAGGUGGCAUUGCAGUUGGGAAGAAGCUUAUCCCAGCUGAGAGACCUAGCCAAGAAAUCCAGUUAUUCUCGUAUAGAAGGAAGCCCCAUUGAUGAAUUUGCAAGCAAGCUCUUCUAAUCUAGAUUCAUCACAACAUGUGCAUAUCUAAAAGCCAAAAAAUUCUUUGAUUCUUUGAUUCAUUAUUCUUUGUACAGUUUUGUAACAUGAU